UUUGCCAGCCGCCAUAAAACAGCAAGCAGAAGAAGAAGAACACGUGGUCUUGUUACAGCUACUCUCUCCAAUAUGGAUGAAAUAGAUCAUUUAAUCGUUAAGCUGUAUGAAAUACAAGCAGUAAAAUUUGGGUCAUUCAAGUUGAAGAGUGGUAUUAAUUCACCGAUUUAUUUCGAUCUGCGAGUUAUAGUUUCGCACCCGUCUCUCAUGAAUAAGGUGUCCAAUCUCCUGUUCCUGCAUGCCAAGCGCGCGGGGUUGAAGUUUAACACUGUGUGCGGCGUCCCCUACACAGCUCUGCCUCUUGCAACCAUCAUCUGCUCCGAACAUGAGCUGCCGAUGCUCAUUAGAAGAAAAGAAAUGAAGGAUUAUGGGACUAAGAAACUGGUUGAAGGAACUGUUCGUCCUGGGGAUUUGUGUCUUAUCAUUGAGGAUGUGGUGACAAGUGGAGGCAGUGUCCUAGAAACUGCUGAAGUGCUGCAGAAGGAAGGCUUGAUGGUGACUGAUGCCGUUGUGCUGAUGGACAGGGGGCAAGGCGGUGCGAAACGGCUGGAAAAGGAAGGGAUCACACUCCACUCUGUCUUAACCCUCUCCAAACUCCUGGAGGUCCUUCACAAAGCAGGAAGGAUCGAUUCCGACACUGUGGUGAGCGUCCGCCAGUUCAUCAAGGAGAACAGCUUCGAGACCCCAGACUGUGACCCAUCGAUCAACAGGAAGCCCCACGAGAAACUGACUUACAAGGCCCGUGCCGAGCGUCCAGACACCCACCCCCUGGCUGCCCGUCUCCUGAGACUGAUGGAGAAUAAGAAGAGCAACCUGUGCCUUUCGGCCGACGUGACGCGUGCGGAGGAGCUGCUGCGGCUGGCUGAGGAGCUGGGCCCCCUCAUCUGCGUGCUGAAGACCCAUGUUGACAUCCUGGAGGACUUCUCCCAAAAAGUCGCCCAGACACUCAAGGACCUGUCUGAGAAGCAUGACUUCCUUAUAUUUGAGGACCGGAAGUUUGCCGACAUUGGAAACACGGUCAAACACCAGUACGGAGGGGGACAGUACCGCAUCUCGUCCUGGUCCCACAUCAUCAACGCUCACGCCGUGCCCGGCCCGGGGGUGAUAAAAGGGCUUCGUGCAGUCGGGCAGCCCCUGGAGAGGGGGUGCCUGCUUAUCGCCCAGAUGAGUUCCCAGGGCUCCUUAGCAACAGGGAGCUACACAGAGGCAGUGGUAAAAAUGGCAGAAGAGAAUUCUGACUUUGUCUUUGGCUUCAUCUGUGGCGGCAAGAUCAGCAGUGAGCCUGGCUUUGUGCACAUGACACCUGGUGUACAUCUGCACUCAGGAGGUGAUGACUUGGGCCAGCAGUAUUGUUCUCCCAGCGAUGUCAUUGGUGGAAAAGAGUCUGAUGUCAUCAUUGUGGGACGUGGAAUCCUGGCUGCACCAGACAAGGUGGUGGCUGCAGAAGAAUACAGAAAGGCAGGCUGGGAAGCCUAUCAGAAAAGAAUCCCUAGAGACUAUGAAAAACCAUAAGUUUUUCAUUCCCAGCACUGAUUUUCAUUUUGUAGAAAUAAAGUGAAUGAACAAAA
Molecule: messenger RNA, 1568 nt
Organism: Paramormyrops kingsleyae
Lineage: Eukaryota; Metazoa; Chordata; Actinopteri; Osteoglossiformes; Mormyridae
Gene: umps
Product: uridine monophosphate synthetase
Biological process (GO): 'de novo' UMP biosynthetic process; 'de novo' pyrimidine nucleobase biosynthetic process
Molecular function (GO): orotate phosphoribosyltransferase activity; orotidine-5'-phosphate decarboxylase activity
Source: RefSeq, a predicted model, not a curated record